AUGAGUGAUCACGAUAAGAAGUUGGAAGAGAUUUCCAGAAACGUGGCUGAGCAAGUGAUAGGUGAUACGGACGCGACCGGAGAACAUAGUACGGGGGCAAGUGACCUGAUUGAAACUUUGUUGGGAGGAGAAAGCUCCAAGGACAGUGCUAGUCGAUCAGAUCGUCAGAAGUUUGAAAAGUUAAACGCACAGGAUCCGCGGUAUAAGCGACGCGAAAGUGAUAGUACAUCCAAUACUAUGGAUAACGACGCGUUUAGGUUGUUAGUCGAUGCGUUAAGACAGAUGUCUGUGCAAAAUGUGCGUCGGUUCGAUAUACGGGAUGUAAAGGACAUUUUAGUCCCGUUUGACCCUGAUGUGCCCACCACGCCAACUGCAGAACAAUGGAUCGAGUCUAUUGAAAAGGCUGCUGCAUUGUACAAUGGAGAUGAUGCGUGGAUGCUGCAGUGUGGCAUAGUGAAUCUGCAGGGGGCCGCCAAGAUUUGGUUCACCGGGGCGACUGUUAGGGACUGGGCCGAGUUCAAAGCCAAAUUGGUUCAAGACUUUCCUACUUCGGUGGACGUAGUGAGUAUUCACCAAGCUAUGAUGAACCGGAAGAAGCUACCAGGAGAAAGUCUAGAGACCUAUUUCUACAGCCAUGUAGCGCUGGGAAGAAAAGGAAAGCUACCCGAUCAGGCCACGAUCAAGUACAUAGUUUCGGGUCUCGAAGGUCGUUUUGGGAAUAUUACGCAGGUGGACACUCUUCCUGAGUUACUGAAACAACUGAAGUGGUUGGCAGAAGUAAAUCUACUGAAGCCGAUAGACACGUCUCGUGGGUCUACGUCCAAGUCGGUAACGAAAGGAGAAACUGGGACGGGUAUCAAGUGCUAUCGAUGUGGAGGUGUGGGUCAUGUAGCCGCGACGUGUAAUGAGAAGAAGAGCUACCGACCAUCUACAAAUGCUGAGUGCUUUCGAUGUAGUGAGAAGGGGCAUCUCGCGAAAAACUGCUAUAAAUUCCCAGUGAAGAAGUCGACGCCCAGAGUGAUGCAAGAGAUUCGGCAAAAAAGCAAUUACGUUAAGACAGUCAAAAUUGGGGAUCGUUGUGUUGAUGCUCUGUACGAUUGUGGUUCUGCAGUUACCACCAUAAAGAAGGGUUGUUGUGAAAUUUUGAGCAACCUUGAAGAAUAUCACAUGGAGCUGAUAGGGUUUGGUGGAAAUAGAGUGCAAGUGAAGGAACGUAGUUUCGAAAAAAUAGAAGUGGACGGACUGCUGAUGGAAGUGACAUUACUGGUUGUACCGAACAACGUGCAGGCAAAUUCAGUGAUAAUCGGACGAGACAUUCUGGAUCGAGAUGAUGUACGAUUCAUCAAAGAAAAGGGAAGCGUGCGAAUUGAGAAAAUUCCUGUUGAUGAACCUCUUUCAACAGUGCUCUCACAGGAGCCACUGGUGGAGACGAGUAGUAGUAGCUUGCAACCUAACAUGUGUAACAUUCGGGCAUACGAACCAAUAUCAGCAGAGGAAAUCAAUGUGGAUGGUGGACCCGAAGAACGUGAGAUGGUGUUGGAGGUGAUAGACCGAUACCGACAUUGCUUCGCGAAGAACUAUAAGGAGAUGGGCACUGCUAAACAUUGUGAAAUGCAAAUUGAGUUGGUAGAUGAAAAUCCAGUGUACAUCAAACAAUACCCGAUGGAGUAUUCUCGGGAAAAGGUUGUGGAAGAUACCGUUGAAGAUCUGUUAUCGGCAGGCAUCAUCCAGUCGUCAAAAUCUCCAUACAACAGUCCGACCGUGCUAGUGAACACGUAA
Aedes albopictus (Asian tiger mosquito) is the source of this 1779-nucleotide messenger RNA. RefSeq lists its product as uncharacterized. Gene Ontology annotation, molecular function: single-stranded RNA binding; aspartic-type endopeptidase activity; translation regulator activity. Gene Ontology annotation, biological process: proteolysis; positive regulation of cytoplasmic translation. The coding region runs from base 1 to 1779 and encodes 592 amino acids. The record is from RefSeq and is a predicted model, not a curated record. Lineage: Eukaryota; Metazoa; Arthropoda; Insecta; Diptera; Culicidae. The transcript has a single exon. Gene Ontology annotation, cellular component: cytoplasm.